CGGGCAGCCCGCGGCGGUUGGUCUCGCGCAGCGGUGCUUGAUGGGGCCGCCCCGCCUCAGGCCGGCGGGAGCUGAGGGGGUUGUUGUUUUAAGGAACAUGGAAGAGUGAGCUCUCUGCAGUUUUUUCAGUUCCUCAUCUGUUUGAUGUCAUGAUCAAACGUUUGGUGGAAGAUGUGCGAGCCAAGCUGCGCUCUGGAACAACUAUCAGCUCACUGGGGCAGUGUGUUGAGGAGCUUGUCCUCAAUAGCAUUGAUGCAAAAGCCACAUGCGUAGCUGUAAGGGUGGAUUUGGAAGGUUUUAAGGUCCAGGUGGUGGACAACGGCUCUGGGAUGGGGAGAGAGGACUUAAAUGCAAUGGGAAAGCGGUACUUCACCAGCAAAUGCAAAUCGGUGGGAGACUUGGAGAAGCUGACGUCCUACGGCUUUAGAGGGGAGGCUGUGGCAAGCAUAGCCAAUGUGGCCAGCAUAGUGGAAAUUUCGUCUAAGAGCAGCAGAACAGCAAAAACAUUUGUGAAACUCUUUCACAAUGGGCAAGCACUGGAAGUCUGUGAAGCUGAAUUGAGCAGACCAAGUGGUGGAACUACAGUCACUGUGUGUAAUCUGUUCCAUCAGUUACCAGUAAGGAGGAAGUGUAUGGAUCCUGUGUUGGAGUUUGAGAGAGUGAGGCAGAAAGUAGAGGCUAUUUCACUGAUGCAUCCCUCUAUUUCACUAUCUUUGAGAAAUGACGUUUCUUGUUCUAUGGUGCUUCAGCUCCCUAAGACAAGAGAUGUGUACUCACGGUUUUGUCAAAUUUAUGGACUUGGCAGAUCCCAGAAGUUACGAGAAAUAAAUCACAAGUCUGGGGGAUUUGAGAUAAAUGGUUAUAUCAGUACUGAAGGGCAUUACAACAAGAAUAUGCAGUUCUUAUAUGUGAAUAGAAGGCUUGUUUUAAAGACAAGACUCCAUAAACUGAUUGAUUUUUUAUUAAGAAAAGAAAGUGUCAUUUGCAAGGCAAAAAGUGCCCCUGUAAGCAGACAGGCUAGUCCUAGUUGCCACCGUUGUGGCCCAGAGUUGUAUGGGAUCUUUGUUCUCAAUGUGACCUGUGCAUACAGUGACUAUGAUGUAUGUCUGGAACCUGCAAAGACUCUAAUUGAGUUCCAAAACUGGGAUGUUGUUCUAACUUGUAUAGAGGAAGGAGUGAAAAUAUUUUUGAAACGAGAACAUUUAUUUAUUGAACCAUGUAGUGAGGACAUCAGAGAAUUUAAUGAAGAUAAUGACUUUAGUUUGUGUAAUGCUCCAGUUCUGAAGCCCUCACUCCCUGAUGAGAAAAGCAUCCAGGACAGUUUUAAGAAAGCAUGUGAUGAAAUUUUGGAUUCCUAUGAAAUGUGUAACUUGCAAUCAAAAGAUGUCAAAAGGAAAUCUGUUACUCGACAGAAAUCUUCAAGUCUUAUAGAGUCAAAUAAAAAUCUACAGGAAACUGAGAUCGCCCCACAUCAGAAGAUUGAUGAACCGUCUGAUCCAUGCAGAAACAAUAGAGCAGAGAUUCCACUGCCCAGCAAAGAUGACACAGCUUCUGGUUUCCUUAUAUCAGAUAUCUCGGAGCAGGAGCCAAAAGACACUAUCAGUUCCCAGAAAGUGCCUGAUGCUCAUCUGAAACCUUCAGGAAAUCUUUGUUCCUCUUUCAGUGAAGGGGCCAGGUCAGAAAUAAGAAAAAUAGACAGUUGUGAUGACUUGCAGCAUUGUGCAGAGAAUUACAUAAAAGACAUGGGAAGCCAGCAAGGCAAAGUAGUGCAGAAAAGCAAUAAAGUCUGUACCUUAAAUAAUGAUGUUUCUCAGUUGUCAUCUGAGAGAGGAGACUCUACUGAAGCAGCAGUGGGAUCUGAAAUUGUCUCUGGAAAUUCGCUGAUGAGGCUCUGCAAUGCAAAGAGAGAAGAUGGGGAAACAGCUGACUUGACAGAUGAUGCUGGAAGACAGGCUGUUAGUUCAAUACCAUUGAAAUUGUGCUCUACAGGCCUGAUAACAUGUGUUACACAAAAAGAGGCCCCACAUGAAUGUGAACAAACAGAAAUAAGUCUUGCAUUAAACAUGCAACGUAGACCUGGCCCUGUCAGCGCCAAGGAUGCGUUUGGCCACAACGUAAAUUUGCGGUCUUUAAAUUCUAAGGAUGUUUCCAGUAGUACAAAUAAAGAAUAUACACCUCCUUACACCAGGGAUGUAUGCAUAGCUGAUGGUAGCGAGUGGUUACAGAACAACACUUUGUCAAAAAAGGUGAAUAAGGAAGCAUCUCUGCCUACUGCCAGCAGUAGAAUGCAUUGUGAGACAUCAGACAUUUCAGAAUUGCCACUGGCAACUUCUUCAGGUAUUCCUCAAAAUAAAGUUAUAAAAAGCAAUAGAAGACAAACAGCUGUGCCAAGACCUCAGCCCUCUGUGAAGCUGAGCUUGUCCUCACAGCUAGGUUCAUUGGAAAAGUUCAGGAGAUACUAUGGGAGGGACAAGUGUACGCUACCAACGCCGUCACAGCAGAGUGAAUUUGAUCUCACGGUUUUUAAUUCACAAGCUAAUUGUGACUUUUCAAGGAAUGAUAAUGACCAUCAUGGUAACUUGAGCACUUGUGAAACUCCAGCUGUGGAAGACACAGAUUCUGAUACUAGUAGUGAAGUUGUUUCUUUAGGGUAUACUUUAUUCUGCAGUGGAGCAACUUCAGAGGACAGACAAGCCCUUUGUCAGAGUCCUUUGACAUUGUCUGGUUACUGUAAGGUUAGUAACGACCAUGCAAGUUGUAAAAGAUCUCCAGGAUCAUUGUCAUCUAAACUGUCCAGAAUGAAAGGUGACCACAAGGAAUUAGAACAACUUAGUGAACAAUUCCCAAGAGAUUCAAGUAGAAAAGAUGACUACUCUUUUGUUCCUGGACCUUCAAAUAAUGAUUUUUCAUAUAAUGCUUGUAAAACAUAUAAAUCCUCAGUAGAAAGAAUGGGGGACUGUAAUUACGGUGUUUCUAAGGGGGAUGCAUGCUGGCCAUUGGACGGUACAAUACUGGAGCCUGUGAAAAGUACUGUCAGUGCAUCACCACUCAGCAGCAUAGAAGAGGAGUACACAGUCUCUUCAAGCAGUGUUUUAUCAUUACCUGCUAAAAAGGAUUGUAGUGAUGACAUCUGUAAAGAUAAAAGUAUGUUAGAUAGACCCUCCGAACAAAAUUUGAAAGAUACUGAGGCUCCCCACACAACCUUCCUAAGUAACUUGCAAUUCUCUGCAUACAACACAAGCACAGGGGAUCCCAGGAAUGGUGCGUGUUGUUCUGACUGGCUGCAAGAUUUUGAUGUUUCAUUGGGUAAGACUAUAUACAUCAAUAAAACAACUGGACUGAGCACCUACAACACUCCUCCUGUGGCAGGAUUUCAAGCUGCCUGCAUUCAAGAUAUAACAACAAUGGCUGUGAAUGUUGUUUCAGAGAGCGGCUUUCAGUUCAGGUGCCAUCCGUUUAGAAGUGAGACUGUGCUACCCUUCCUUCCUAGACCUCAAAAAGAGAAGACUCUAGCAAGCCAGGAUCUGAGAGAUACUGAAGGGGAGUCUCUCCAGUCAUUGCUUUCAGAAUGGGAUAAUCCUGUUUUUGUUCCCUGCCCAGAGAUAGCCAUUGAUGUGACCAGCAGUCAGGCUGACAAUCUGGCUGUGAAAAUUCACAACAUCUUACAUCCUUAUCGUUUCACCAAAGACAUGGUUCAUUCAAUGCAGGUUCUUCAGCAAGUGGACAAUAAAUUUAUCGCUUGUUUAAUCAACACUAGAAAUGAAAUGGAUAAAGAGGCAGAUGGAAACCUUUUGAUUUUGGUGGACCAACAUGCAGCUCAUGAACGGAUACGUUUGGAGCAGCUUAUUGCAGAUUCCUAUGAGAAGGAAGCUGCAGCAUGUGGCAAGAAGAAAUUACUGUCUUCCUCCAUCUCUCCCCCUUUGGAGAUCAAAGUUACAGAAGAGCAAAGAAGAGUUCUACGAUGCUGCUACAGAAAUUUGGAGGACUUGGGUCUUGAAUUAUCAUUUCCUGAGACCAACAGGUCCUCGAUUCUAGUGAGGAAGGUGCCACUGUGUUUUAUAGAAAGAGAAGCCAAUGAAUUACGACGGAAAAGACAACCUGUCACUAAAAGCAUUGUAGAGGAGCUUAUUCAAGAGCAGGUUGAGCUAGUGCAGAGCACAGGAGGAAGAACACAAGGGAUACUGCCUCUGACGUUUCUGAAGGUGUUAGCUUCCCAGGCCUGUCAUGGUGCUAUCAAGUUCAAUGAGCAUUUGACUUUGGAGGAGAGCUGCAGGCUUAUUGAAGCUUUGUCAUCUUGCCAGCUUCCCUUCCAGUGUGCUCAUGGAAGACCUUCCAUGAUGCCUCUUGCAGACACAGAACAUCUACAGCAGGACAAGCAGCCCAAGCCCAACCUGGCUAGACUGCGGAAGAUGGCACGAGCAUGGCACCUCUUUGGAAAAAAAAGAGCCUAAUCAAAAAAAGCAGACUGUAAGCUGCAACCACCUGCUAUUGUUGUUGGUAUGAGCCUGGUCCCCUGUUGUUAGACCUCAAUGCCCUGUGGGGAGCCAAGUUUCUGAGCCAGUGCAGUCACUGAAGUUCUGCUCAAAGUACUGACGUAAGCAGCAGAGACCAGCCAGGAGAACAUGACAGGA
Neopsephotus bourkii (Bourke's parrot) is the source of this 4631-nucleotide messenger RNA. It is a transcript of the gene MLH3, whose product is annotated as mutL homolog 3. Gene Ontology annotation, cellular component: mismatch repair complex. The record is from RefSeq and is a predicted model, not a curated record. Gene Ontology annotation, biological process: mismatch repair. The transcript is spliced from 13 exons. The coding region runs from base 150 to 4451 and encodes 1433 amino acids. Gene Ontology annotation, molecular function: mismatched DNA binding; ATP-dependent DNA damage sensor activity; ATP binding. Lineage: Eukaryota; Metazoa; Chordata; Aves; Psittaciformes; Psittacidae.